AUGAAGAGUCUCUCUAUUGGCGCAGAAGCAACUGUUUACAGAAACAACAACUACAUUGUAAAAAUAAGAACACCAAAGAAAUACAGAAUAAGCGAAAUUGACACUUCUAUACGAAAAAGUAGAACAAAGCUGGAGAAGAUGCUUUUGAAGAGAAUAGAGCACUUAGAUAUUUCUCCAAAGAUACAUGAUAUGAGUGUUCUGCCAGAAAUAUCAGAUAGUACUAUUUGCUUAGACGAAAAAUAUGCUAUAUGCAUGGAACAUCUGGAAGGAGAAACUCUAAAAGAGGCAAUUAUUAAAAACAGUACGGAUGCCAGCUAUAUAAUUAGUCUGCUUUCAGAUGUUUAUAAGUGCAUAGGCCAGCUGCACGGCCAACAAAUAGUGCAUGGAGAUCUAACACCUAAUAAUGUUCUUCUGUGCAGCGGAAAAGUGAAAAUAAUUGAUUUGGGUCUAGGAAAAAUAUCAAAUAAAAUAGAAGACAGCGCAGUUGAUCUUUACGUCUUUGAAAGAACAAUUAUGUCAUUAGCAGGAAUUGUACUGGAGAGCAUGAGUGAAGCAAUUGAAGCGGCUUAUAUAAAUGGAAAUGUGAAAAAAGGAAAGGAGACCCUAGGAAAGCUAAAGGAAGUACGAAGGCGUGGAAGAAAGAGAGAACUUAAUGCAGUUGGUUAG
Messenger RNA from Nematocida parisii ERTm1, 666 nucleotides. RefSeq names its product BUD32 protein kinase. Gene Ontology annotation, molecular function: protein serine/threonine kinase activity; ATP binding. The record is from RefSeq and is a predicted model, not a curated record. The coding region runs from base 1 to 666 and encodes 221 amino acids. Gene Ontology annotation, biological process: protein phosphorylation. The transcript has a single exon. NCBI's taxonomy places the organism in Eukaryota, Fungi, Microsporidia. Gene Ontology annotation, cellular component: cytosol.